CUAUUUCAUUGAUAUUUAUUUUAGAAUGUAAUGGGACUAUCACUAAGCGAUGUGCAUAUAAUAGGAUGCUCGUUAGGAGCGCAUACAUCCGGCUUUGUUGGCCACUCAUUUCCCGGUCAGAUAGGUCGCAUAACCGGCCUUGACCCAGCUUACCCUGGAUUUGCUGGCCCUGGAAUAGACAAACUUAACCAAACAAGCUUUGGCAUAGCAGAAAACUUAGGGCACAUCGACUUUUGGCCUAACAAUGGCGUCGGCAAUGCUGACUGUAUAACACCGUGUAUGAGGGACCAUUUUAAGAAUAAUGCGGCUUCUGUGGACAAUUUAAGCUUAUGCGCGUCAUGCAGUCACGUGAUGGCCGCUAAUUAUUACGCGGACAGCAUUAACCCCCAGAACCUAAAUGGGACGGCACAUCAGAACGAGAAGUAUGACUCGUAUAAAGAGGGUUGUUAGACUUGUUUUAUAUUUAUUACACAAUACGAGCAUAAUAACCAAUAUGGUAAAUAUUAUACAAAUUUUUAUUUGUCUAAUAAUUGGCUACACAAAUGGCGACCAAGCAAAGGGUUACACUGACUGUACAUACAAUGCACAAAUUGAGCCAUGCACAUGCUACAUAUCAAGCUACACAAAUCAAACUAGCUGGAGCUGCACUGGCGAACAAAUCUCAAACCUUAAAUCGGAGUUGUUUAACAAUUUGAGCAAGAGUCUAACAGAUGAUAAAAAGUUCAUAGAUGAUAUUAUAAUACGCAAAACAAUGAUUGAAGAAUUACCAGAAUAUUUGUUUAGCGAUCUGAAAAUUAGAGAAAUACAAAUAAAUUUUAAUUGGCGGUUAAAAAAUAUUAACCGUCACGCAUUUGCCGGUCAGGACUUUCGUAAAUUUAGUUUGAAAGAUUGCCCACAAUUUCAAUCUAAAUCUGGCAACGCUACCGAAGGC
This is a messenger RNA of Medioppia subpectinata, 931 nucleotides long. The record is from the annotation of a GenBank genome assembly. NCBI's taxonomy places the organism in Eukaryota, Metazoa, Arthropoda, Arachnida, Sarcoptiformes, Oppiidae.